Messenger RNA from Saccoglossus kowalevskii, 2139 nucleotides. RefSeq names its product son of sevenless homolog 2. Gene Ontology annotation, biological process: Ras protein signal transduction. The record is from RefSeq and is a predicted model, not a curated record. Lineage: Eukaryota; Metazoa; Hemichordata; Enteropneusta; Harrimaniidae. Gene Ontology annotation, molecular function: protein heterodimerization activity; guanyl-nucleotide exchange factor activity. Gene Ontology annotation, cellular component: plasma membrane.
AUGAGACUCUUAUUUAUGUUCCAUUUAUUUUCAGAUUUUAAACAUCAUGCCUAUGAAAUUUCUGUUAAAGACCAGCCUCAUCCAACUGUAUUCUUUGCAAAAUCAGCAGAGGAUAAGGCGAAUUGGAUGGCAGUACUCACAGCUUUACAUUAUAGAAGUACCUUAGAACGAAUGCUAGAUACAAUUCUUACUGACGAGGAGAAAAAACAACCAUUACGGUUACCAAGUAAAGAACAAUAUAGGUUUGCUGAGGAAGACAGUGAAGACAAUAUAGUAUUUGAAGACUGUCAGACGUCCAAUGGUAUUCAAGUUAUCCGCGGUGGCUCGCUAUUGAAACUCAUAGAACGAUUGACUUAUCACACUUAUGCAAAUCCAUCCUUCGUAAGGACAUUCCUGACUACGUACAGAUCGUUUUGUAAGCCGCAAGAGUUAUUAGAGCUUCUCAUUGAGCGAUUUGAGAUUCCGGAUCCACCAAUGACUGAAGAGGAUGAAUCUGCUCUCAGACGCGGCGUUUCCUUGGUUAGGGAAGAUUUGAAGAAAUUCAGAAAAGAAUAUGCACAACCUGUUCAACUACGAGUUCUAAAUGUAUUCAGACAUUGGGUAGAUCAGCAUUUUUAUGACUUUGAAAGACAUCCAGAGUUACUUGAGAGAUUAAUGGAAUUUAUAGACAAUGUAAAAGGGAAAGCUAUGAGAAAAUGGGUUGAAUCUAUUAAAAAAAUAGUGCAGAGAAGGUCUUUAACCGGAAGCACUGAGCAGUUAGAAAUCACAUUUGACCAGACACCACCACAAACAGAACACUAUCUUGCAAAAUCAAGUGAUGAAUUUGACUUGAUGACGCUUCAUCCUGUAGAAAUUGCUCGUCAGUUAACGUUAUUAGAAUUUGAUUUAUUUCGAGCUGUGAAACCAUCUGAACUUGUUGGAUGUGUUUGGACAAAAAAAGAUAAAUAUAUCUUGUCACCGAAUUUACUUAAGAUGAUACAGCAAACAACAAACUUAACACUGUGGCUAGAAAAGUGUAUAGUUUGUGCAGAAAACAUUGAAGAAAGAGUUGCUGUAGUGUCUAGAAUUAUAGAGAUAUUAAUGGUGUUUCAAGAGUUGAAUAAUUUUAAUGGAGUAUUAGAGAUAGUUAGUGCUGUAAACUCAGCGCCUGUACAUAGGCUGGAGCAUACAUUUAUGGAGGUUAAUCCUAAAAAGACUUUGAGAUUGGCACUGGAUGAAGCCAAAGAGUUGAGUGAAGAUCAUUUAAAGAAAUAUCAAGAGAAAUUAAGGUCAAUUAAUCCACCAUGUGUUCCAUUCUUUGGAAUGUACCUGACAAAUAUUUUACACAUAGAAGAAGGAAAUCCAGAUUUUCUUCGAGAUGGUAUUAUUAAUUUUAGCAAAAGGAGAAAAGUUGCAGAGAUUACCGGUGAAAUACAGCAAUAUCAAAAUCAACCUUAUUGUCUCACUGUUGAAGUUGAAAUUAGGAAUUUCUUUGAGGCAUUGAGACCGAGGGAAGAUAUGUCUAUUGAGGAUUUUAACGAUUUCUUGUUUUAUAAGUCAUUGGCUAUUGAACCGAGGAAUUGUAAACAACCACCCAAAUUUCCUCGUAAAUCAGAAUUUCCACUGAGAUCUCCUGGAAUUAAAACUAGUCGUAACUUAUCUAUAUCUGGUCCCUCAAAAUCCCAUCCUGUGGCUUUAAGUAGUGAACCCAAAUCAUUCAAUUUCCAGAAAAUACAAGAAGAUGAGACGGUGACAUCGCCAAAGGCAGGAACCCCACCAGCACCUCCAACACCGACGUCACCUACAGCCACUUCGCCAUUUGCUGAAGUGUUUGCUCCUGUAAUGAUUGACACAUCUUCAGCAAGAGCAAGUGCUGCCAGUAGUAGUGUAACUGAUGAAGAGCUCAAACCCCCACCUGUACCACCCAGGAAGCCAAAAUCUUCCCAAAGUGAUGUGGCACCAACACCAACAUCUCCAUUGUUAUCGAACGUCCCACCAAUACCACCAAGAGACAACCUCAAUCGUCCGCCAGUUCCGCCGCGUGUUAACGUAAACGGUGCCAUGGUUACACCGCAGGUACCACCAAGAACCUAUAAACAACAUUAUAAGCAUCAACAUCACGCACCACCACCAUCGUAAUUAAGUUAAGGAAUUAAGGAA